Molecule: messenger RNA, 801 nt
Organism: Argentina anserina (silverweed cinquefoil)
Lineage: Eukaryota; Viridiplantae; Streptophyta; Magnoliopsida; Rosales; Rosaceae
Product: putative disease resistance RPP13-like protein 1
Biological process (GO): defense response to other organism
Molecular function (GO): ADP binding
Source: RefSeq, a predicted model, not a curated record
AUGGGUGGGAUUGGAAAGACCACCCUUGCUCAGCUCUUGUACAAUGAUGCAAGUGUGAAACAACAUUUUGAUCUCCACGCAUGGGUUUGUGUUUCGGAGAAUUUCUAUGUUGUUAGAAUAACACAAAAAAUUUAUGGGUAUGUUACUUCAAGCAAUUGUGCCAUCACAGAUUUAAAUCUUUUCCAAGUUAUUCUCAAGGAGGCUUUGAUGGGGAAGAAGUUUCUCAUUGUUCUUGAUGAUGUAUGGAACGAGAAUUAUAUCCAUUGGGAUGUCUUGAAAUGUCCCUUCGAGUUUGGGGUGCAUGGAAGUAGGAAUGUCACAACAAGAAAUGAAGGUGUAGGAUCUAUGAUGGGUACUCUUCCAACUCAUUAUCUAACACAAAUAUCUGAAGAGGAUUGUCUGUCCUUAUUCACAAAACAUGCCUUUAGAAAUUCAGAUCUUAGUGCGUAUCCGAAUCUAUAAGUAAUUGGGAAACAAAUUGCUAAGAAGUGUAAAGGUCUUCCUUUGGCUGCAAAAUCACUAGGUGGACUUUUGUGCUCCAGAUUGAAUUUGGAAGACUGGAGAAGGUCCGGAAGAGUGAUGGAACUUGCGGAUAAAGGGAGUACCAUUUUGCCUGCUUUAUGGCUAAGCUUUUACUAUUUGCUUCCACAACUCGAGCGUUGUUUUGCUUAUUGUUCAGUAUUUCCCGAGGGUUAUGUAUUUGAAAGAUCAGAACUGAUGUUUUUGUGGAUGGCUAAAGAUCUGUUACAAACCAAAAACAAGAGAACAGUGGAAGAAAUUAGAGAUGAGUACUUUAAAUAG